CCCGUGCAACCUCACAGGAACGGGAACUCUAAUCGCGGCACUCUCGCGAUAGGUGGUACACCGACACUGGGCGCUUCGAGAGGAGAGAGGGGAAGGAGGUGCGAGGGAGAGGGAUUGGUGGGCUUGCUGCUGUGGUAACGGGGCUCGGUUGGGGCACCUGCUCCGAGUGCCUCCUUCCUCUCCCUCAAGAUGGCGGCGGUGGGGGCCGGGGGAGUGAACCCCUUUCUCAGCGAUUCUGAGGAGUCCGACCCAGAGGAGACCAGGGCGGGCGGCGGCGGCAGCAGCAGUAGCGACCCGGGUGGUUCAGCCGCUCCUCUCCGGAUCCCUUCCUCCUCCUCUCCACCCCAGCAGCAGCAGCAGCUGCCGCCGCCGCAGCCUCCUCUGCAGGCCGAGGAGCCGCCCCGGGUGCCGGUGGACGCUCUGGCGGCUCAGCUGCUACGAGACCAGUUCGUCCUGACCGCGUUGGAACUCCACACGGAGCUGCUGGAGAGCGGCCGGGAGCUGCCCCGCCUCCGCGACUACUUCUCCAACCCGGGCAACUUCGAACGGCAGAACGGAGGCGGUUCUGGAACCCCGGCACCGACCCCGCCCGCCUCAGCAGCCCCGGGGAUGUUGGCGGUGGUUGGAGGGAGCAAGGAGCCCGGCACCGGACAGCUCCACCGAGCUGGAAGCAUUAGCACUCUUGACUCUUUGGACUUUGCAAGGUAUUCAGAUGACGGCAACAGAGAGACAGAUGAACGGUUGGCUGUCCUGGAGUUUGAACUACGGAAAGCAAAGGAGACCAUUCAGGCCCUCCGAGCCAACCUGACUCAGGCUGCAGAAAAUGAAGUUCCUUUGCAGGAACGGAGAAAUUACAAAUCAAGUCCUGAAAUUCAGGAGCCAAUUAAACCUCUUGAAAAAAGAGCUCUAAACUUCUUAGUCAAUGAAUUUUUAUUAAAGAACAGUUACAAGCUUACUUCAAUAACUUUUUCAGAUGAAAAUGAUGAUCAGGAUUUUGAGCUGUGGGAUGAUGUAGGACUGAACAUCCCAAAGCCUCCAGACUUGUUACAGCUCUACCGUGACUUUGGGAACCACCAAGUAACUGCAAAAGAUGUAGUGCAUAUAGCAGUUGGCACAGAAGAGGAUGAAUUGGAAGCAACUACUCCAAUCCUGGAGAACAUUCCUAUGUUUGGAACACCAGAAUCAAUAGAGCAGUUUGUAAUGAUACAGAAAUUGGAAGAUCAAAUUAAUGCAUUAAGCUCUGAGAAGUGGUCUCUGCUGGAACAGAUGCGAAGACUUGAAAGUGAAAUAGCCUAUUUAAGGAGUGAAAAAUCUGCUGUUCCAGUGACAUGUGACUCAGUCCAGUCAUCUCUAGCUCAAGUGCCUCUCACAGUCCCAGAUGAUAAUGGGAGAUAUUUAGAUAUUGACAGUUCAGCUAAUGACAGUAAACAUGGGGAAAUUGAAGAGAAAAAUAUAUUCACAGAUCCUCAACCAAGGACUCCUAAAGAGGAUAAUCUAACUUCUCUCACUAUUAAGGAGAGAGAGAAACCUCCAUCUUGUCCCCCAUCAAAUAAAGCUGCCAUGCACUUUGAUAAGCCUAAUAGGAAGCUAUCACCUGCCUUCCACCAAGCAUUGCUGUCUUUCUGUCAAAUGUCAGCAGAGAGCCGUUUGGGAUCAGAGGUGUCUCGGAUUGCCGAUAGUGAAAAAAGUGUCAUGCUAAUGCUGGGUCGUUGUUUACCGCAUAUUGUUCCUAAUGUCCUGCUUGCAAAACGAGAGGAAUUGAUACCACUAAUACUUUGUACAGCUUGUCUCCAUCCUGAACCAAAAGAGAGAGAUCAGCUUCUACAUAUAUUGUUCAACUUGAUCAAAAGGCCAGAUGAUGAGCAAAGGCAAAUGAUUCUGACUGGGUGUGUAGCAUUUGCUCGACAUGUUGGACCAACGCGUGUAGAAGCGGAACUUUUACCGCAGUGUUGGGAGCAGAUAAAUCACAAAUAUCCAGAGAGAAGGCUGUUAGUGGCAGAGUCCUGUGGAGCAUUAGCACCUUAUCUUCCUAAAGAGAUCCGUAGUUCAUUGGUACUUUCCAUGCUGCAACAGAUGCUGAUGGAAGAUAAGGCAGAUCUAGUACGAGAAGCUGUAAUUAAAAGCCUUGGUAUCAUCAUGGGCUACAUUGAUGAUCCAGACAAAUACCAGCAGGGUUUUGAACUACUACUUUCAGCUUUAGGAGAUCCCUCGGAACGAGUAGUUGGUGCAACUCAUCAGGUGUUUUUACCUGCCUAUGCUGCCUGGACUACAGAAUUGGGAAAUUUGCAGUCCCAUCUUAUACCUACAUUGCUUAGUAAAAUUGAAAAACUACUCAGGGAAGGAGAGCAUGGGCUGGAUGAACAUAAGCUCCACAUGUACCUUUCUGCUCUGCAGUCCUUGAUUCCUUCACUUUUUGCACUGGUGCUACAGAAUGCACCUUUCACAAGCAAAGCUAAGCUUCAGGGUGAAGUCCCACAGAUAGAAGUUACAAGAUUCCCAAGGCCUGUAUCGCCUCUUCAGGAUGUGGCCACUAUAAUCGGAAGCCGUGAACAAUUGUCGGUUCUGUUGCAACUCUACGAUUACCAGCUAGAACAUGAGGGUACCACAGGCUGGGAUACAUUGCUAUGGGUUGUCAAUCAAUUGUUGCCACAGCUCAUAGAAAUAGUUGGCAAAAUUAAUGUAGCCUCAACAGCCUGUGUACAUGAAUUCUCAAGGUUUUUCUGGAGGCUUUGCAGAACAUUUGGAAAAAUCUUCACAAACACAAAGGUCAAACCACAGUUUCAGGAAAUCUUAAGACUCUCUGAAGAGAACAUUGAUGCUACAGCAGGGAAUGGAGUGCUAACAAAAGCCACAGUUCCUAUCUAUGCAACAGGUGUACUUACAUGCUAUAUCCAGGAAGAAGACCGCAAGCUGUUAAUUGGAUUUUUAGAAGAUGUAAUGACUAUGCUUUCGUUAUCGCAUGCUCCUCUUGAUAGCCUGAAAGCAUCUUUUGUGGAACUAGGUGCAAACCCAGCAUACCAUGAGUUGCUGCUGACUGUAUUAUGGUAUGGUGUUGUCCACACUUCAGCACUUGUUCGAUGUACAGCUGCUAGAAUGUUUGAGCUGACUCUUCGAGGCAUGAAUGAAGCCUUAGUUGACAAGCGGGUUGCUCCGGCCCUUGUUACGUUGUCCAGUGAUCCUGAAUUUUCUGUGAGAAUAGCUACAAUUCCUGCUUUUGGUACCAUCAUGGAAACAGUCACUCAGAGAGAGCUAUUAGAGAGAGUUAAAAUGCAGUUGGCCUCUUUUCUGGAAGAUCCCCAGUACCAAGACCAACAUUCUUUACACACAGAAAUAAUAAAAACGUUUGGAAGAGUUGGACCAAAUGCUGAGCCGAGAUUUAGAGAUGAAUUUGUCAUUCCACACUUACAUAAACUUGCCUUGGUUAAUAACCAACAGUCUGCAGAUUCAAAAAGAUUGGACAUUGCUACUCAUCUCUUUGAAGCCUACAGUGCACUCUCCUGUUGUUUUAUUUCAGAAGAUUUAAUGGUCAAUCACUUUUUACCUGGACUCAGGUGUUUACGAAAUGACAUGGAAACUCUCUCACCAGAACAUGAGGUUAUAUUAAGCUCUAUGAUAAAGGAGUGUGAACAGAAAGUAGAAAAUAGGAGCGUCCAAGAACCACAAGGCUCCAUGUCAAUUGCAGCAAGCCUUGUGAGCGAAGACACAAAGACAAAGUUUCUGAAUAAAAUGGGCCAGUUGACCACCUCAGGUGCCAUGCUGGCUAAUGUAUUCCAGAGGAAGAAGUAAAUUGGAAAAGGAAGCCCCUGUAAACACUGAGAGACCUCAUUAAGACUGGUUCCUUGUACUUGAAGUACUUGCCUUUUUCUUUCCUGUCUUACGUUCUUGUAGUAUAAUUUUACUCUUAACGUACAAACAUAUUUGCACUGCUCUUGAAUAUCGCUACAUAUCUGUUAAUUUUGGGUUAAAUGUGGUUGGUUAUAAAACUAAAUUAAGUCUGUAUCAAGUCCCUGUCCUGUGUUCUUGUCUUUCCAUCAUUUUUUUAUAUACAUAUUAUAUAUAUAUAUAGUGACGGUUUUUUAUUUCCUGAUGGGUUCCCAGCUGAUAACUGUAUUAUACAUGGAGCUGUUAUGAUGGUACUUAAAAUAAUGUAAAUUUGAAGUCAGUCAUGAAGUAAUAAAAGUGGAGAAUACUUAUGUAUUUAAGUUAUAAAAGAGUAAUGCAGAAUUUUUUAAUGUUGCUAACGUGAAAGGCAAGAGUCACCAGCACUGGUCUGAUUCCUUGAUUGGUUUUUUGUAAGUAUUGUAUACUUAAAUUACAGGUGGAAAUGGAGAAUAUAAUGUAUAAAAGAACUCCUUGCACUACAAGUCUGAUAGAGGACCAGAACAUUCUAGAAACUAUGGAUAAACCAGAUUUUUUAGAUGCACCUCUCAUAUGUAUUUUGGUACUUAAUGUGUGGGAAACAGAUUAGUCUUCCUGCUAGAAAGCAUAUCCCAAUGAGCAGAGGAGGAAACAAUCUACAAUUGCAUAUUCCUAACCAUGUUGCUUGGAAGAAAGCCAUACUGAUUUGUGGGACUUAGUUCUUGGUCAGUAUACUCAGUAUUGCAGCCUUAGGACAGAUUUAAAUGUGGUGCUGCAUAUAAAAGCAUUUUCCAUAUAGAUUCUCCACACAGCUAGUGCCAUGUUUAAAAGGCACUUUCCCCAUGUACCAGCCCAUAAAUGUGCAUGCUAGGGCAAUAUCUCUCUUGGCCGCAGAUCAUCAGAAAAGCACCUUCUUAAAUGGCGUGCUGAACAUGUAGAAAGCACAUAGAUAAGUGUCUAUACCUAUGGCCAACAUCUCAUUUAAGUCAGGUCUUAGUCCUGCAGGAUUUUGAGGGGUUUGAAGGGCAGGGAUAAAAGAGCAUGUUGUACUUGAACCUCACAUACAUACCACUGCAGUGACUAAAAGCAAUAAUUUGCUUAGCCCCCAACACAGCUUCAGUAUAAGUUGUGAAUUUGUUAAAACAAUGUGACCAGUUCACAAAAUCUCCUAAACUGUUUCAGUUUAAAAUAUUUCAGAAAGCUACAAACACUACCAACCAUCAAUUCUGAUUUCUAAAACCAUUUUUAUUGUUCUGAGUGCAUCACAAUUCUUUUUUCCUCGCAACACUCUUGUAGGGUGAGGUAACCUAAGACAGACUUGUCUAAGGCCACCCAGAGUUUCACAGCUGUGUGGAGGUCUGAACUUGGACUCUAAACCCCAAUUCUGCCCAAUAUACCUAAGCCCUCAGUUCUGAAGUGUUUACAGACCUGACUGUUCACCUACCUUAUAGGUGUGUGCUUUACAGAAGCCCAAGGGACAGAUUACACAAGUAAGCAUUCCAUUAAAAUAUCUCAGUAUUGCGUAAACCCUGGGGCAGGGAAACGGGAAGGAGUGGGUUGGUCUGAGACACUUUGGCUAACUCAUUAUCUUAGUGGUGCUAAAUAUAAGUUAUUUGUCAGGUGUGUGACAGACCCAGUCCCACUGGUAUUUUAUUACAAAGGGGCAACUGUAUGGAGACUACUCUUGGUAGGAGUCCAUGUCCAAGCAAUUACAUUUAAUCCUGGCAGAUGAGGUGAUUGAAUGGAGCCUCAUCUGUUGAAUCCCCUUACAGUUUUGUUCUGAAAAAUCAGCAGAACUGCUAGUAUAAAAUGGCUGAGCCCGACACCUACAGUGAUCAUUGAAAUACUUGUAUAAAGUGCUGGCAAAAUGAGCCAACCGUGCACCAACUUUAGGCCUCCCUGAGCCAAAAAAUAUAUCAAGCUGUGGAUUAGGGUCAUUAGUAUCUUUGUCGUUUCAGUUGUUCAUCAUGUAUACUGCAAGAAAGGGCCUGUUCUGCAGAGAUCACAUCUUGCGUGUUUACAUUGUAUUGGUUCAUGUUUUCAUCAAAGCAACAAAUUGGGUCCACUCUUUCUCCACUCCAACCCCUGCACUAAUUGUGUUGCAAGUGUUCUCUUAGCAGACUGUCUAACACAUGAAAUGCUGGAGGCAUUCCUGAGGAAUUGGAAGUGGUUAAGUCUCUUGUCCUUUCCUGAAUUAAAUAAAAUGUUUUGCAUA
Messenger RNA from Hemicordylus capensis (graceful crag lizard), 6073 nucleotides. RefSeq names its product RAB11 binding and LisH domain, coiled-coil and HEAT repeat containing (gene RELCH). Gene Ontology annotation, biological process: intracellular cholesterol transport. The transcript has 29 exons. The coding region runs from base 190 to 3786 and encodes 1198 amino acids. Gene Ontology annotation, cellular component: trans-Golgi network; recycling endosome. Lineage: Eukaryota; Metazoa; Chordata; Lepidosauria; Squamata; Cordylidae. Gene Ontology annotation, molecular function: protein binding. The record is from RefSeq and is a predicted model, not a curated record.